AUGACCAUCUCAACACCCCCGUCAACCACUCUCUCGGCACCACCAUCACCAACAGAGCUUCCCACGUCGAAUCUUCCACCAGCGGACACGUCAGACGAAGGACUCGAAAGGCUCUCGCCGUCGCAGAAACGCAUCAUCAAAACCACAACAACGGUUAUAACGCCGAUAUUCAUGCGUCCCAAGCCCAUCUACAUCAUUGUCGCCACGUCCCUGAAUCCACCCAUGGGCAUUGGAUUCAAGGGCAAGCUGCCCUGGCCGGGGAUCAAAGCGGACAUGGCUUUUUUCAAACAAGUCACCUCGCACGUCCCUGUGGAGGAAGAGACUCCGAAAUCUAGACCGAUCAACGCCGUCGUCAUGGGGAGGAAGACGUGGGACAGUAUCCCGCCCCGGUUUCGACCGUUGGCAGGACGAUUGAACGUGAUCAUCACGCGAGGGAGCCCAAGUGACCUGUCACAGAGGAUAUUGGCGGAGAUCCAGGCCUCGUCAGAGGACUCUGAUGCUCCUCCAGCAUGGGAAACCCACCAUCUCGCCGCCGGGAGCGUGAAGGGCCGGUCACGGUCCCGGACGUCCCAGCAAAGUACCAUCACAGUCCUGACGCCACCGUCUUUCCCACCUCGGUCCUCGAAACGGGCCGUUUUCUCGCCGAUCAUGAUCUCUCAGUCUCUCUCGUCGGCCCUGUCGUUGCUGUCCUCGCCCACGCCCAUCUCCCUAUCAUCGGCCACCGCGACGUCCUCCCCACCAGCAGCACCGUCAACGAUCUCCAUCCACAAGAUCUUCUGCAUCGGCGGCGCCGAAAUCUACCGCCAAGUCCUCGCCCUGUCAUCCCAUGGAUCACACACUCCGACCACGCCCACCGCCGGCGGGCCGGGCAGCGAAACCGGCACAGACACCGAGGGCGAAACCCAAGCACCACCAGCACCAGCACCAGCACCAGCAUCCACCGCCUCAUUCGACCCGUUCAAGGAAUCCGAGCACCUUCACUUCGACGUGCGGAUCCUGCAGACGCAGAUCCGCAAACUCGCAGCUCCGGCAUCGGGGUCUGCCACAGCAUCGUCAUCGUCACCCCCAUCCCAGCCCUCUUCCGAGUAUCCACGAAGAAACUCCAAGAUCCCAGUCGAUUUCGAGUGCGACACCUUCUUCCCGGACCUGCUACCGUCGCCGGGCUCGGGCGUCAAGUCCGCCAAGUGGAGGCCCGUGCUUCGAGGCGAGGGCGUGAAGGAGUGGAUCAGCGAGGCCGUCACGCUGCCUCAGCACGCGGGACGCAGGAAGGAAAGCAUCCAGGAUGAAGUGGUGGGCGAGGCGGACGCGGACGCGGACGAGAGCGAGAGCGAGCGCGAGCGGUCCGACGAGAAGGACGGCAAGGAACUGUGGUUCAGGGACGAGAAGGCCGGCGUGGAGUGUCGGACUAUCGGGUGGGAGAGGCGCUGA
Messenger RNA from Cladophialophora carrionii CBS 160.54, 1428 nucleotides. RefSeq lists its product as uncharacterized. Gene Ontology annotation, cellular component: mitochondrion. Gene Ontology annotation, molecular function: NADP binding; dihydrofolate reductase activity. NCBI's taxonomy places the organism in Eukaryota, Fungi, Ascomycota, Eurotiomycetes, Chaetothyriales, Herpotrichiellaceae. The record is from RefSeq and is a predicted model, not a curated record. The transcript has a single exon. Gene Ontology annotation, biological process: dihydrofolate metabolic process; glycine biosynthetic process; folic acid metabolic process. The coding region runs from base 1 to 1428 and encodes 475 amino acids.